AUGGGCAUACAGGCAGAUAUGAAAGCUGAGGAUAAGGUUGAGCACAGCGAUGUUGAAGAGUCUGAAGUUGACGAAGAAGUUGAAGAUAUAAGUGAGGAAGGACUUUUGGAUGAAGUUCCAGAAGAUACUACUGAAAUAGACCUUGUCCACAUGAAGAUUAGCAAUUUGACUGCACUCAAAUUAGAGAGAUUCAAACAGUUGGAACACAUUUAUUUUAGACAAAACUUUAUUAUUGAUAUUGAAGGUUUAGAAGGUUUAGACAGCCUUAGGGAACUUGACUUGUAUGACAAUAAAAUAUCUCAUAUUCGAGGAUUAAAUCACCUUGUUCAGCUCAAGGAUUUGGAUCUGUCUUUCAACAAGAUCAAGCAUAUCAAGAAUAUUGACAAACUGACAAACUUGGAGAACCUUUAUUUUGUAAGCAACAAAAUUUCCAAGAUUGAAAACCUAGACACACUUGUCAAUUUGAAGAAUCUCGAAUUGGGAGCCAAUCGAAUUAGGGUUAUUGAAAACUUGGAUUGUCUUGCCAAUUUAACACAACUUUGGUUAGGAAAGAACAAGAUUACUAAACUGGAGAAUUUGAGUCCCUUGAAGAAUCUAAGACUAUUGAGUAUCCAAAGUAAUCGCCUGACAAAAAUUGAGGGUUUAGAAGAACUUGAAAAUCUUGAAGAACUUUAUCUCAGCCAUAAUGCGAUUACGAAAAUUGAGGGUCUUGAGAAGAAUCUCAAAUUGACGAUUGUUGAUAUUGCUAAUAAUGCCCUCACAAAGAUUGAAAAUUUGUCUCAUUUGCCUGCUUUGGAGGAAUUCUGGGCAAACAAUAAUCAAUUUGAUAAUGAGUGCUAUAAACAAGUGGAAGAAGAGCUGGGCAAGAUCAAGACACUGGAGACAGUCUAUCUUGAAGGAAACCCAAUGCAAUUGAAUAAUAAAGCAACCUAUCGUAAUAAGAUUAGGUUAGCUUUGCCUCAUAUUAAGCAGAUCGAUGCCACUCCUGUUCGAUGA
Messenger RNA from Rhizopus microsporus ATCC 52813, 996 nucleotides. Its product is annotated as L domain-like protein. The transcript is spliced from 8 exons. Lineage: Eukaryota; Fungi; Mucoromycota; Mucoromycetes; Mucorales; Rhizopodaceae. The coding region runs from base 1 to 996 and encodes 331 amino acids. Gene Ontology annotation, molecular function: protein binding. The record is from RefSeq and is a predicted model, not a curated record.